CAGAACGCUAAUUAUCAAAGGCGCAUUACGUCCGAUCCAAAAACAUCACGCCUUCGUGAAGGAAGAAACGUAUGAGUCGUCUUCUCCGACAAGCUCUGAAAAAUUGAGCCGGUUUCCCCUCCUUCAAGCAGCUGAACGAAUUAGUGCAGUGCACAAAACCCUAAUCACUCUCCAGAAACUCUCUACCUUUCAAUCUCUCUCUCAAGAUGAAGCCUAGAAUCGUUACGAUGAGGCCUCUUUACUUUGCUGGAAGAGCUCGAGCUGCCAAUAACCUUUGGCAACAGCGUCGCCAUUUCAAUACUUUUUUCCGCAAGGUACAAUCCUCUUCGGCGCGUGCUUCGAUCAUUGGCGGCCCCGGCGGUAGUAGUAGUAGUGGCAGCUCUCAAGGUAAUGAUUUGUUCAUUCCUGGUGCAACCAUCGCUACUAUCCUUAUGCUUGGAACUCUGCACGCUCGUCGACUCUAUCAUGAUAAGAAGGUAGUUUUGAUCCUGUCAAAAUUCGAGACCUCGAAGUUUCUGAAUUUGAAAUAUUUAAACCAUAGUAACUUACCUUUUGUAUAUGAUGUGGAUCAUGCUUAUUGUUCACAGUUUGACGCUAUAGAUCAUUUUCUGCCUUUGUAUGCUGUCAAAACACAUGUUCUCAUUGAGGUUUGAAUAGACUGAUUCUACCUAUAACUUAUUGUUUCACUGCUGUUGGUUUUUAUUGUAGAUAGAGGAGGCCAGAGAGAAAGGAAUUGAAUUGGAGUUCCAGCCUGAUGUAAAGGCCACAUUCUUGAGAUUUCUACCACUUCGUUCCAUGUCAAGGUGUUGGGGAUAUCUAACCAGUCUAGAAUAUCCCAUAUGGAUGCGGCCACAUGUUUACAGAGCUUGGGCUCGGGCAUUCCAUUCAAACUUAGAAGAAGCAGCUUUGCCUUUGGAAGAAUAUGCAUCUUUGAGGGAUUUCUUUGUUCGCAAGUUGAAAGAAGGGUCCAGGCCUAUUGAAUUAGACCCACAUUGUCUGAUUAGUCCGGUUGAUGGAACUGUUCUAAGAUUUGGAGAGCUGAAACCUGGGGCUAUGAUUGAGCAAGUUAAAGGUUUCUCUUAUUCAGUUUCUUCCCUUCUUGGAGCAAGACAGUUCCUUCCUGCUGCAAAUGAACAGAACAUUGAACCAGAGAAUGGUGGAGAAGAGCACUCUAAGGAGGCUGCUCAAAAAUCAUAUUUGAGUGUUUCUUUAGCUUCUCCUAGAGUUAGAGAUGAAGAACCAGCUAGCUCUUUGAAGGGCCUAUUUUACUGUGUAAUUUACUUGAAACCUGGAGACUACCAUCGGAUACACUCUCCAGUUGAUUGGAAUGUUCAUGUUCGUCGACAUUUUUCGGGUCGACUUUUUCCCGUGAACGAACGUGCCGCAAGGACUAUCAGAAAUCUAUAUGUUGAAAAUGAAAGGGUGGUGCUUGAAGGUCAUUGGAAAGAAGGAUAUCUGGCAAUGGCAGCCAUUGGUGCAACAAACAUCGGUUCAAUUGAGCUUUUCAUUGAACCAACACUACGUACCAAUAGGCCCAUAAAGGGGUUUCUUCUGUCUGCACCUCCUGAAGAAAAGACUUAUGGCCCUGAAGGGACUGGAAUUACGCUUAAGAAAGGAGAUGAGGUAGCGGCUUUCAACAUGGGAUCAACUGUUGUACUGAUCUUCCAAGCUCCUACUUCAUCUACAAAUGACAGUUUGCCUUCUAAAUUUAGAUUCUCGGUUAAAAGAGGGGACAGAAUCCGAAUGGGUGAAGUGCUUGGUAGACUGGAAAAUGUAUAGGCAAGCAAGCUGAAGAAUCUGUAGGGUUCUAAAGGAAUAGACCUAAUUGUCAAUUGAAAAUAUAGAGGAACAAGUUAUGAGUGUUACAUUGGCUAGUUUUACAGUCUUUUACCUGGAGAAACAACUUCCUUUUAUUAAUCAAAGCAAAUUCUUUUAGUUGAAAUAUUCCUCUUUAUUGUCAGAAUCGAAACAAUUUUUAUCAUCUUUCAACGGUAGUUACUAUUGUACCAUUUGGGGUUUUCUAUUUUAGGAUCAAAAAUUGCAAUUAGAAAAACAGUAAAAUGUAAAAUCACUUGGUCAGGUUUGACCUUGCAAUAGUGCAAUAUGGACUCGAAGUACAAGUGC
Molecule: messenger RNA, 2124 nt
Organism: Oldenlandia corymbosa var. corymbosa
Lineage: Eukaryota; Viridiplantae; Streptophyta; Magnoliopsida; Gentianales; Rubiaceae
Source: the annotation of a GenBank genome assembly